Molecule: messenger RNA, 1092 nt
Organism: Gadus chalcogrammus (walleye pollock)
Lineage: Eukaryota; Metazoa; Chordata; Actinopteri; Gadiformes; Gadidae
Gene: mrpl21
Product: mitochondrial ribosomal protein L21
Exons: 7
Coding region: 253-882 (209 amino acids)
Cellular component (GO): ribosome; mitochondrial large ribosomal subunit
Molecular function (GO): structural constituent of ribosome
Source: RefSeq, a predicted model, not a curated record
CUUUGAAGAAACGGAAGUGUUGGGUGUUACACACAACCCUGUUGCCCAUUGACAAUUUAUCGAUGUAGUCAUUAAAAGCUUUACCAAAUAUAAUGGUUCGAACCAUGGAGGCGAUAAAAACUGUAUUUGAGAAAUGCACAAAAUAAUGAUUUACUGUGAACAUUAUGACUAAAUGCGUAUUGUGUGUAUGUUUCAUUCUCAUUUGCGGUGUCCGUCCGAGCUCAUCAAAACGGUAACACCAGCUCUUGCAAGAUGGCGUUGACUUUGAAGGUUUGCUGUGCAGAGCUGCUGGCAAACAUUUGGAGAUUACGACUAGAACCUCGAAGGAUUUCAUCAUUUAAACAGACAGGUCUCCUGUUCCCUUCCUUUAAAAGUCACCGAAGUUCUCAUUCAAUCAGCGGUCCAUCCAGUCUGGUACCCCUGACGUCUUUAUCCAGCCCUCCCUGGCCAGAGGUGAAGUCCAUCAGUUCAGAGGAGGAGCAGAGGCAGAACACAGCUGUGGUACAGAAGGUCAACAGUCUUAUUACCAAUGAGGAGUACGGGCGUCUUUUCGCAGUGGUCCAUUUUGCCAGUCGCCAGUGGAAGGUAACCAACGAGGACCUCAUCUUGAUUGAGAACCAUGUAGCAGCGGGGUGCGGAGACCGGAUCAGAAUGGAGAAGGUUCUGAUGGUUGGAGGAGAAAACUUUACACUCAUCGGGCGGCCAAUUAUUGGAAAGGAGUUGGUUAGGGUAGAGGCUACUGUCAUAGAGAAGACAGAGUCCUCUCCCAAGGUCUACAUGCAGUUCUGGAGGCGACACAGAUUCCAGCGCAAGAAGAUUAUCACUUCACCGCAAACAAUCCUGAGGAUAAACAGCAUAGAAAUGGUGCCCCGGCUAAAAUGAUUGUUAUUGCAAUAGUUGAUUUUUGGACAUGUUGAGAAUAAAUAUAUAAACCCCAGACAAAUGUGUGAUGUAUUUUUGUUUUGCUUGUCCAAGUAUGUGAACAUUAAAGGUUGGGUAUGGGAUUUGCGAAACGCCAGCAGAUUUUGAAAAUACUCAACUCAAAUGGUCCUACCCCUUCUCCUUCAACGCUGACUCUGACUCCACCCAUUC